This is a messenger RNA of Cyprinus carpio (common carp), 1290 nucleotides long. RefSeq names its product nucleolar atypical zinc finger-like. NCBI's taxonomy places the organism in Eukaryota, Metazoa, Chordata, Actinopteri, Cypriniformes, Cyprinidae. Gene Ontology annotation, cellular component: nucleus. Gene Ontology annotation, molecular function: zinc ion binding. The record is from RefSeq and is a predicted model, not a curated record.
UUAGCAAUUCCGACACGCAACAGACACCUGCUAAUAAAUGUUCGUGGAACUGAUAACAGCGUCGGUUAGGUUUCCUUCCGGAACGAUUUCCUGUUACACACGCGCCGGGAUCAGCCGCGAUCAACUGCCUGGUUUCUGCGCGAUUAAUCCUUUAAUCUGGGUGAAAGAUGCCUAAGAAAAAGACUGGCGCUCGUAAGAAGGCUGAGAGCCGAAAGGAGCGAGAGAAACAGAUUCGAGCAAAUAAAGAGGUUGUUGAUGUGGCCAAACACCCAUGCAAUGCAACCAUGGAAUGUGAUAAGUGCCAAAGGCGACAAAAAACCAGGGCAUUCUGCUAUUUCUGCUCUUCAGUGCAGAAACUUCCCAUGUGUGCACAGUGUGGCAAAACAAAAUGCAUGAAGGCUUCAGACUGUGUCGUGAAACACCCUGGGGUUCACAGCACUGGAAUGGGCAUGGUGGGGGCCAUAUGUGACUUCUGUGAGGCCUGGGUUUGCCAUGGAAAGAAGUGCUUGAGUACCCAUGCCUGCUCCUGCCCUCUUUGUGAUGCAGACUGCAUUGAGUGUGACCGCAGCGUUUGGGAACAUGGUGGUCGGAUUUUCCACUGCUCUUUUUGUCACAACUUCCUGUGUGAGGAUGAUCAGUUUGAACACCAGGCGAGCUGUCAGGUUCUGGAAGCAGAGACUUAUAAAUGUUUAUCUUGCAAUCGUCUCGGUCAGCAUUCAUGUCUCCGAUGCAAGGCAUGUUUCUGUGAUGAUCACGCUCGAAGCAAAGUGUUCAAGCAGGAGAAAGGCAAGGCUCCUCCGUGUCCAAAGUGUGGACAUGAAACUCAGGAGACCAAAGAUCUCAGCAUGUCUACCCGAACACACAAAUUUGGCCGGCAGAGUGGUGCCGAUGAAGACGGAUAUGGUGCAUCUGGAUACAGCUCCUACUGGAAAAAUCUGGAAUCUGGUGGGGGAUACAAAGAUGAGGAGGAUGAUGACUUCGAUGAUGAUGAAGAUUAUGAAGAGGAGGAAGAUGAUGACGAGGAUGAUGAGGAGGAGGAAGAUGACCCAGAGGUGGAGGACUCACUCUCAAAUCUGAGUUUGGAAGCAAGUGGAAAGACCCAAUAAAACGCAUACAAUGCAUAAAUGGGAUUCAGAAAUUCAGAUAUAGGUGUCAUCUAAGAAUGUGAGCUUUACCUUGUCAGAUAUUUGGCCUUUUACUUAAGGUUUUCUGCAUUGCAUUGUAUAAAUGUGUGCAUAAAUGUCUGAUGUUGUCACCUUUUUGAAUUUCAAAUAUAUCUGAAGAAAUGUU